Messenger RNA from Acanthamoeba castellanii str. Neff, 381 nucleotides. RefSeq lists its product as uncharacterized. The record is from RefSeq and is a predicted model, not a curated record. The transcript has 3 exons. Lineage: Eukaryota; Discosea; Longamoebia; Acanthamoebidae. Bases 1 to 381 code for a protein of 126 amino acids.
AUGCACUUCACACCUACUUGUGUGGCUUCAUUGGUCAUCCUUUGGGCGCUCCUUGCGGGUGCUACGGGGAGCCCGAUUAGCGUGGCCAACGUGGACUUCUGUCGGGGUGACUGCGUCGAGAACAUGGGCGUCCCGCAGUGUGCCAGUGGAGUCCUCUUCACGAGCCGAAUCGGUGCGUGUGUCACGGGCCAGUUCAAGGAUUCGACCGCGAAUAUCUUUACCAGCCUCGUGGUCCACCCCGUUGCGAACUCGUCCAACUACGCGCUGGACUUCUACAGCGCCUAUGAGUGCCGCAUUCUCCUACAGACCAACGGACCCUUCAUUGUUCGCAAUGUAACGGCUUCUCCCCGUGGCGAAAAUGCCCCCAUUCGGCUCAACUGA